Messenger RNA from Puccinia triticina, 528 nucleotides. RefSeq lists its product as uncharacterized. Gene Ontology annotation, cellular component: cytoplasm. Gene Ontology annotation, molecular function: saccharopine dehydrogenase activity. The record is from RefSeq and is a predicted model, not a curated record. The coding region runs from base 1 to 528 and encodes 175 amino acids. The transcript is spliced from 2 exons. NCBI's taxonomy places the organism in Eukaryota, Fungi, Basidiomycota, Pucciniomycetes, Pucciniales, Pucciniaceae.
AUGACUGCCUCGCCGCGAGCUCGCUCGCAAACCUGCUCGUACUAUCUUCUCCGACGCCCCAAAUACCAAGUGACAGUCGCUUCAUUGAACCUCUGGAAAGCCGAGCGAUUCGCCACUGACUUGCCCCGGGAAGCCAAGUGCAUCUCCCUCAAUCUCAACAACGCGGAGGUUUUAGACAAAGCGGUUUUCAAGCAUGAUUUGAUCAUCUCCCUCGUACCCUACAUGCAUCAUGCCAAAAUCAUCAAUAGCGCCAUUGAGUUCAAGAAGAACGUUGUUACUACAAGCUAUGUCAGUCCUGCUAUGCGAGCGCCUGAUGACCAACCCAAGAAGGCUGGUAUCAUUGGCUUGAACAAGAUUGGCUUGGACUCUGGAAUCAAUCACCUUCAAGCCGUCAAAAUGAUCAAUACUGUCCGCCGGGCUGGUGGUAAAAUUAUCAAAUUCAUCUCAUACUGCUGUGAUCUACCGGCUGAAUGCUCAAAGCAAAUUUUCUUUACGUGGGGUUCUGCUGCUUCUUUCGAACUCAGCUAA